Messenger RNA from Myiozetetes cayanensis, 6656 nucleotides. It is a transcript of the gene SLC35A3, whose product is annotated as solute carrier family 35 member A3. Gene Ontology annotation, molecular function: UDP-galactose transmembrane transporter activity. The record is from RefSeq and is a predicted model, not a curated record. Gene Ontology annotation, biological process: pyrimidine nucleotide-sugar transmembrane transport. Bases 691 to 1743 code for a protein of 350 amino acids. Lineage: Eukaryota; Metazoa; Chordata; Aves; Passeriformes; Tyrannidae. Gene Ontology annotation, cellular component: Golgi membrane. The transcript has 8 exons.
GCCGGGCUCUGUCGCGUGUAACGGUGCCUUGGGAAGACAAACGCCGUCACUCCGAACAUCCCCUCCUUCCUUCUUCUUCCCCCAGCUUUAUAUGCUGAGUAGGUUCCAUAUGGUGUGGGAUAUCCUGUGGGUCACUUGGGGUCAGCUGUGCUGGCUCUGUCCCCUCCCAACUCCCUGUGCACUCCCAGCCUCCUCACUGGUGGGGUGGGAAGCAGGAAAAUGUAAGCACUGCUCAGCAAUAGCGAGAGCAUCCUUGUGUUACCAGCACUUUCCAGCACAAACCCCAAACACAGCCCCAUACCAGCCACUGUGAGGAAAAUGAACUCUACCCCAGCCGAAAGCAGCACACUGAGAUAGGGCUGUGGCGAGAGAGAUGACGUUGCAGGAGCAAGGUCCACCACUCAUCUACUGUGUUGUGCUUGAUAUCCGUGUCGUGAACAUUAUUUGAAUGUAGUUAUGUUUUUAAUUUGUUUUCACCAGUUAAAAAUAUUUUUUAUGUCAGUGGAAAAAUCAGAAAUACUACCUGAAGGAAAACUUCAUGUGAACAAAUCUUUGUUCCUCAGUAUCUGCUAGAAGAGUAAGGAAAAAAGUUUAGGAUUUGCUUUUAGCAACGCUUCUGAAGAAGUGUACAAGCUGUAAGAGAAGCAUAGCUGUUUUAUUUUUUUCAGAGUGUACUUAAUACACUUUAUAAUGUAUUCAGGAAGAAGAAUGGGUAACAAACUGGAAAACAAAAGAAAGAGCAAGAAAGAAAAAACUCAAGAAAUGUCUGCCAAUUUAAAGUACCUUUCCUUGGGUAUCCUGGUUUUUCAGACCACAAGUUUAGUCUUGACCAUGCGUUAUUCUCGGACACUGAAAGAAGAAGGACCCCGUUACUUAUCCUCUACUGCAGUAGUUAUUGCUGAACUUCUGAAGAUUUUGGCCUGUGUUCUGUUGGUCUACAAAGACAGCAAGUGCAAUUUACGGACUCUGAACAGAGUGCUGCAUGAUGAAAUCCUUAAUAAACCCAUGGAAACUCUUAAACUUGCUAUUCCUUCGGGAAUUUACACUCUUCAGAACAACUUGCUGUAUGUAGCAUUGUCAAACCUAGAUGCAGCCACAUACCAGGUUACGUACCAACUGAAAAUUCUCACCACAGCAUUGUUUUCUGUGUCCAUGUUGAGCAAGAAAUUGGGUGUAUACCAGUGGCUGUCAUUAGUAAUAUUGAUGACAGGAGUGGCAUUUGUACAGUGGCCUUCAGACUCUCAAGCAACACCUGCUAAGGAGCAUUCAGCGGGGUCGCAGUUUGUGGGGCUGAUCGCAGUGCUCAUAGCCUGCUUUUCGAGUGGAUUUGCUGGGGUUUAUUUUGAGAAAAUUUUAAAGGAAACUAAGCAGUCUGUGUGGAUCAGAAACAUUCAGCUUGGAUUUUUUGGUAGCAUAUUUGGACUGAUGGGCGUAUACAUUUAUGAUGGAGAACAAUUGUCAAAGAAUGGAUUUUUUCAAGGAUACAAUAAACUCACUUGGGUGGUUGUUGUUCUGCAGGCACUUGGAGGGCUGGUAAUUGCUGCUGUUAUAAAAUAUGCAGACAACAUUUUAAAAGGAUUUGCAACUUCUCUCUCUAUUAUACUGUCAACACUGAUCUCCUAUUUCUGGCUGCAAGAUUUUGUCCCUACAAGUGUCUUUUUCUUCGGAGCCAUCCUUGUAAUAGCAGCUACUUUCCUAUACGGUUAUGAUCCCAAACCUGCAGGAAAUCCCAUUAAGGCAUAGCAGACUUCCUCAUCAACCUGCUUCUCAAGAUCACGCACUGGGGGCCUUGCUAGCAAUGGCAUGUGGGAAGUGUCAUUGUGCACUGCAAGGGAAGGAUUACUGCCCUGGAGAAAUGCUGAUGAUAGUUCUGAAAACCAGAGGCUUACAGCUGGAUGGUGACACUGAUCUGUAACCCACGGGGGGGGAAAUGUCAGGGGAAUGCCCAGUGCAACUUGCUAAUAAAAACUUGAACCAAAAGUUUCCAAGAAACUACAAUUAGGAAUGUUUACAGCUUUGACAGAGAUUGCAUCAAAAGAAUUUACUGUAUUGACUGCUGCAGAAAAAUGUCCUAUGCACUCUUUGAAAGAGCACAUGACAACGUUGUCAGAUUGUAUGUUUUUGCGAUUUGAUUAUAUUUAAUCUUAGUAAAUGUUUUUAACUGUUUGUCUAUUUACGUGUAAUGAGCUGAACAUCAUAGAUCUAAAGUGAUGGUUCUAAUUAGGUAUUCCUUAUUAAAACUGUGAAAAUUGAAGUAUGAUUGAAAGACACUUUCACAAUAUCAAAUAUUUUUAUAUUUUUAGAAAGCUGAUUUAAUAACAGAAAUCUGUUAUUAAAUGAUAAUAUUAUAAUUCUGUUGCUUAUAUAGAAGUAUUGUAAGAAUGUUAACAUUCUCACCGAGGUACACAAAGGGAGAAAUUCAGAGUGAAAGCUGGAAGUCCAUGUUGAUACUCCAGCCUCCAUCAGCCUGUGGUGUUCCAACAGAUGGAAUAACUCUGGGAACACUGGCUGGAGGUUAUGGCACUAACCUGGUGGUAUGAUUAGGGUUAUGAUGGGUGCUUGCUCAGAUGUAAUGUUCAUUCUUGUUAUUUUUAUUGAUUAUAAAUCAACUUUUUGGUAGAACCUUAAAAGUAGUUUUUAUGCUUUAAAUAGCCUCUGAAGAUUUUCUUUAAACCACAAUUUAAAAAAAAACCCAACAUAAUAAACGUUUUAAAGGCAUUAUUGUUGUCUGUAACAGCUCCAUCUGGAGCUAUUAAGGUAUGGUAUCUGUAUACUGUACUGUACUUUAUUACAGAGGAGUUUUUUAAACAAGUGUUGUUUACUCAUGAACUCUCCAGUGCUUUUUCUGUGCAUUUCUAUGUAAUGGCUUACUUAGAGUUUUGGUGAGGUUUUUUUAAUUAUUAUUUUAUUCUGGGAGUCCUUGAGCCAACAGACCAAAAUGGUUUCUCUGGAGCUAUUCAGUCUAGUAGUGGAAUUACUUUAAUAGGAAACAGUAGGAAAAAGUAAUCAAAUGUGCAAUAGCUAAAUGUAAAAGCAUGCUAUUGGUCUGUUUUAAAAAAAAACUUCACAAAGAGACCUUGAUGCAGUUAGAUCAAUUAGACUGUUAUUAACACUUCACUUGAAGUAUUUGCAUAUAGUCAGAAAGACCAAAAAAAAUCUGGAACUAAUAAACAAAUAAGCUGUCUUAAAAAUCACUGUUUUUCAGGAGACUGUUCACAAUGGAUAUUAAUGUAGUGGCUCUUACCCACGUUACACCUGUGGUGGUAUGCAUUUAUAGAAAAACUUAUCAGGAGUCCCUUACCAGUAAAAUGGCAAGUGGUAAAAACAUCUUAGUUCCCUUGUUUCCCCCGCCUCAUGCUCUCUCCUCUGUCUUGUGCUAAAGAAAACAUGUUAAAGAGGAAGGUGUUUUAAAAUGUUUACUAAAGUACUUCAUCCAAUUCACAAGGAGAUUCUGGAGGAGUGCUCUGAGAUUUCUUAAUGAAGUGUUGUAAAUGGGAAAGGAAGAAUUCUACUUAUGUCAGUCAAGUAAAAACAGUGGUUUUCUUCUCUUGGGUGUUUUUGUUCUGCCAGGUGUGUUAUCAAGGUCUUGUUUGUUUAUCAUAUCAAAGCAAGACAUAAAAGAACCGUCAGAGUUACGCCAAGGGCUUGCUGAGCUUGGUGAACUGUGAAUCUGUCCCAGCGUGUUGUCAUUGCAGGAGCUUUGCUACUUGGCAGUCAAACUGAUCUUGUAGUACCCUAAAUUGGCAUCCUGUGUUAGUAUCAAAUCUCCUACCUAUAGCAUUCAGUGGGGCAAAAUCUUUGAAAAAUUCCGUGUGGUGAUUCCUGCCCUGCAGUGCACAGGAGGGGAGAUGUGUGCGUGGAACAGCCACUCACAGUGUGCUUGGGGCCAGAGGGAAGUGUUUGUAGUCAUAUCUGAACUGGAGUUUGGCCUACACAGGGAUACUUUUAAUCAUGAAUUGCAGUACUGAAAGGGUUCAGGUGAUACAGUUGGUUACUUCCUCCAGGAACGUCUCCAAAAAGGGUAGCAGGUUGAGGACACUUUAAAACCGGUUGUACAGGAAGGGACCAAACAGGCCAAAUAAUGACCACGUUGCUGGAGCUCUGUUAUAUGUAACCCAGUUUUAAUAUUUCAGGUGCACCUGCCAAUAUUUGUCAGUGAGGAUCCAUUUAUAGGAAAGAACGGCAAUGUGUGCUCUUUGCUUUGGAAUAGGAUGUCGUGCAGCUUUGGAAAACAAUGUCUCUGCUGUACUAAGGAACAGUAAAUCCUGUCUGUAGGUCAGUGACUCUUCUGUGCUGACAGUCCUAUGAAGUAGAAGGACAGAUCUUUUCAAACACUUAUUGCUGUAAAGGAAAAUGAAUUUGCAUUUUUAACUGUGUUUUCUUGGCCUUUGACAGGGUGAGAACAAAAAAGAUUUGAGGAGGGUUUACUGAUUUCUGUAACCUUUGCAAACUGGGAGCAUAUGCACAUUUUCUCACUGAGAUACUUUUGUAUUUGUAUUUUAUUUUUUUUUAAGCAGUUUUAAGUCUAUAACUCAUUAACUAACCAAAGAGGCAUAAGUAGGACAGAGCAUUGGGAAGUAGCGGAUGGUGUGCUUUGAGUUUGCCCUAAAACAAUCUGUAGGAGUCUGACUUUCCAAAAAUAAACUUGUCUUUCUGAACUACUUUUCUGACUUUUAGAGAAUGGUUUUGUUUGUUUAGUUGUAUAUCUAGGAGGCUAACCUAUACUUGGCAGAAUUUUAUUUAAAUAUUUAAAAAGUUGUAGCUAGGUAUUUAUUUGCAAUAACUUGAAUUAUGUGAUUUUUUUUUUUUUUUAAGACUUGCAGGAUGGAAGUACUAGUAUUUAUUGAAUACUUGGAUAUUUGGUAGUUUUAUUUGGGAAUCUCUGGGAUACAUGAUAAAUUGUCAAAUAACAAUAAAUUUAGAAAUGUCUUCAAAGCAAAGUAAAUCAGUUCUGUAGUGAAAAUCUUGAGUCUAAUAAAGUAAAAUAAACUUUUUACAUUGUAUUUCUACACUGUCCACAAGUGCCCAAUAAUCUUUUUACACAAAGAAUGCAGAUAAUUGUAUGGUUCUGUUCAAUUUCAUUGUUUUAUACAAACCAUGAGAAAACCUCCUUUUUUGUUAGCUUCAAUAAAGAGUAGAUUCAUGUUCUAGAUUCAGCUUCUAAAGGUAACACCUUUGUUUUUUUCUGCAAUUUUUAGUAACUAUUGUUUUAUUUCCCCUCCUCCAAAAAAAUCUCAUUUUGGUAGCCUGUGCUUGCAUUUCAUUUGCUCAUACAGUCUUCUUAAUUUUAGUGGCACGUAAUUGUUUUGUGUUCCUAACUUAUUUUUAUAUCUGUUAUUCAAGAUACUGUCAUAGAUUCUGUUGAAUUGUUUUUGAAUUGAUAAAUGAAACAUUGCCUCUCUUCUGAUUUUUGUUGUCAGUAACUUUCAUAUUUUGAUAUGGUUCCCAGUGGGCCGUGCAUGUUGUGUUGUAUUUAAGCAAUAGUCAUCUUCCAAUUUUGAACCUGUUGCUCAUUUUCUUCCUGGUGACAAUGGUUCUUGCUGGAUAUUGUGUUGAGGAUUAUUCAUUGUUUUCUUAUCUGAAAUCUAUGUUUUGUAAGAAUGAGAUAUUUGUGUAUUAGAAGGUAAUGUUUAUCUGUAACAUGGUAUUAUACCAUAUAUGUGGUAAUGUAUCGUUACCUAAGGUGGUGUAUUACUGUAAGAAAGCCCAAGAAGUGUUUCCUUCCCAUUACUUUAAUAGAUUUUUUCAUUUUCAAUGCUGAUUAUUUCCCAGAGGAAGUGACUAGAGAGUUCUGCUCUUUACAGGUAAGCUCAUCAUAUAUUUUUAACUAUCUAGAAUUAAGACAUUUUUACUCAAAAAAAAAAAAGCAGGGGAAAAUGCAAGAAAACACAUGCAAUUAGUUAUAUCUUCUGCUUCAGUGACUGUCUAAAUUUCUGUUCAGUUAAAUUCUUAACUUUUUCUAAUUAUUUCUCAGUAGCUGAACUUAUUACUCUUUCUAAAAGAAAAUAGAAUCUGUCCUGAGGUGCCAUUCAGCUCUUGUUCGUGAAUGUCUGCUACGUGUUUGCAUCCAAGAGCAGACAUGACAAAUUAACUCUUUAACCUUCCAUCAUCACUCUGACUGUAAUUAGCCAUAUUCAUUUCAUCAGCAAUUUUUAGGUCAGCAAGAAUUGCUUAUGCUAAGCAUAUGUUUGUAUUUGCUGCCAUGAAUAUCACUUUUUUAGAUUUUUUUAACUUUGCUCUUCAUUGUCAAUAUAUGAGCCCAAAUACAGAUCAUAUAUUCAAAUGUUGUAGUGAAGUUUUUAAGGUAGUCUUAUGUUUUUAUAUGUUGAUGUCCAUAUUUGUGUAUGAUUACACUGAAUACAGUUCUAAUCUAUGGUGUUUCCAGGCAGUUUGGAAACUCUUUUUUUUUUUGGUAUAACACUGCUGAACCAUGGAAUGCAUCUUACAUGACCUAACACAGUCUUUUAAAUCCAUAUUAAGGUAAAAUACUGUAUUUUUUUUCUUCUGUAUGUGUAGAUAAUGCCACUAUAGUAAUAAACUGGUUAAAAUUAAGCACUGCCUUUAUUAGGAAUAUGAUAGAAAACUGUUUGAGAGCUUUGUAAAAGGAGAGGUUUGCCCUAUGCGUGUUUUAGCGGAAAUAAAAUAUGUUUAAUUAA